Molecule: messenger RNA, 1071 nt
Organism: Penicillium angulare
Lineage: Eukaryota; Fungi; Ascomycota; Eurotiomycetes; Eurotiales; Aspergillaceae
Product: NAD(P)-binding protein
Exons: 5
Coding region: 1-1071 (356 amino acids)
Molecular function (GO): oxidoreductase activity, acting on the CH-OH group of donors, NAD or NADP as acceptor
Source: RefSeq, a predicted model, not a curated record
AUGGCGACUCAAAUGGACAAAGAGCGUAUUCUGAUUACGGGUGUGACUGGGUAUAUCGGCUACCAAACACUUAUUCUUGCUCUCCAAAGGGGCUAUCGUGUUCGCGCAGCGAUUAGAAGACAAUCAUCGAUCAUCGAUUUGAAAAGAAAUCCUACCAUCGCAUCUAGCCUUGAGCAAGGAAAACUUGACAUUGUUAUUAUCUCGGAUUUUCUCAAAGAGGAUGCAUUUUUCCAACAUCUCAACGGAAUCACUGUUAUAGUUCAUCUUGCAUCACCUCUGGCUUUUUCGGCUGAAGAUUUCGUCGGGGGGAUUGUUAAGCCGGCUGUUGACAUGGUUACGACCGUCUUGGAAGCGGCCGCCCGUACGCCAUCCGUUCACCGCGUGGUGUUAACUUCUUCUUGCGUAACACUAAUUCCAUUCUCAUGGAAUAUGAGCCCAGACACAGAAAGACUGUAUUAUGCCAACGACAUCAAUCACGAGCUAGAUGGGCCAUAUGAAACUGCGAUGGAGGCAUACUGGGCCUCUAAGGGCCUUGCUCGAACUGCUGCAAGCGUUUUCGUACGCAAAUCACAGCCGCAUUUUGACUUCGUCAAUUUGUUGCCAUCAGUUGUACUAGGUCCCGACACUCGCCUUGACUUUGACCCUGCUGCGACUUCCGAUGGCCUCCGUCAAGGGGCAAGGGCUAACGUCCUUGCGCCUGCGCUGGACGCCUCGUUGAAUUCCUCUUUCCCCUUUGUCGGGACUCCUGUCCAUGUUGCCGAUGUUGCGAAAGCUCAUAUUGACGCAGUAGAUAGAGGUCUCGUACCAGGAAACUCUGAGUAUAUCUUGUCAUCUGAUACACCAGAUGGAGUCAUUUGGGACAGAGAUGUUCAGGCUAUCUGUCGAGAAUUCUUCCCAGAUGAAGUUUCGAGCAAGAAGUUACCUAUGGAGGGAUCGCUGCAAGCAAUCAAGUGGAGGCUUGAGGCCGAGAGCACGGAGAGAGCUUUUGGUUGGCAGUUUGUGUCAUUUCAAGAUACUAUGAAAGACCUCAUUCAGCAGUACCUGCGUCUUGAUCAGAGUGGAAAGAAAUGA